Molecule: messenger RNA, 1595 nt
Organism: Punica granatum (pomegranate)
Lineage: Eukaryota; Viridiplantae; Streptophyta; Magnoliopsida; Myrtales; Lythraceae
Source: RefSeq, a predicted model, not a curated record
GCGGAUAGGCUAUAGAGCCACCUGAGCCCAAAUGGCACUUAGCCGUAUAGUUUCACUCUUUCCUCACUGUCUUCUCUUACCAAAGAGCAACCACCUCGCUCUCCCUGCUUGCAGACUAUCCUCCUACCCGAAGAAGCGCUCCAACUUCUCCAUAUCUGCUUCGGCUUCGUCAAUGGCUUCCCCUUCCAAGAAGGUGUUGGUUCCGGUGGCGAACGGGACCGAGCCGAUGGAGGCGGUGAUCACGAUCGACGUGCUGCGGAGGGCCGGCGCCGACGUCACCGUUGGCUCCGUCGAGAAGCAGCUCUGCGUCGACGCGUGCCACGGAGUGAAGAUAGUCGCCGAUGCUUUGAUCUCUGAUUGCGCCGAGAUCGUCUUCGAUCUCAUCUCUCUCCCUGGAGGAAUGCCAGGUGCUACCAAUCUUCGGGACUGUAAAAUUUUGGAAAGCAUGAUGAAUAAACAAGCAGCAGAUGGUCGUCUUUACGCCGCAGUCUGUGCGUCCCCGGCAGUGGCGUUGGGAUCGUGGGGCUUGCUCAAGGGGUUGAAAGCAACUUGUUACCCGUCAUUCAUGGAACAAUUAGCAUCUUCUGCUACAACUGUCGAAUCGAGAGUGCAGCAAGACGGCAACGUGGUGACCAGUCGUGGACCUGGCACCACCAUGGAGUAUGCCGUUUCAUUGAUCGAGCAAUUGUGUGGAAAAGAUAAAGCAUAUGAAGUUGCUGGGCCACUGGUGAUGCGCCCUAACCAUGGGGAUGACUAUACAAUAGCAGAAAGAAAUUCAAUGGAAUGGACAUGUGACAAAUCCCCUCAGAUACUUGUACCUAUAGCUGAUGGUACUGAGGAAAUGGAAGCUGUUAUUAUCAUUGAUGUACUAAGGCGCGCAAAAGCAAAUGUUGUGGUGGCUUCUGUCCAGGAUAAGCUAGAAAUUGAAGCAUCUCGUAAAGUGAAACUGGUUGCGGACACACUCCUUGAUGAGGCUGCAAAGCUUUCCUACGAUCUUAUUGUGUUGCCUGGAGGAUUAGGUGGAGCUCAAGCAUUUGCAAAGUGUGAGAAGCUGGUGGAUUUGCUGAAGAAGCAAAAAGAAUCAAAUAGACCUUAUGGAGCAAUGUGUGCAUCCCCAGCUCUAGUCCUCGAGCCCCAUGGCUUGCUCAAGGGCAAGAAGGCCACAGCGUUCCCUGCGAUGUGCAGCAAGCUAUCAGAUCCCAGCGAAGCCGAGAAUAGGGUGGUAGUUGAUGGGAACCUCAUAACCAGCAGAGGGCCCGGAACAACAAUGGAGUUUGCAUUAGCUAUAGUGGAGAAGUUCUUGGGGCGUGAGAAGGCCCUUGAGCUUGCAAAGGUCAUGCUCUUUGUUCAACAGUAGAUCCAUUCCCAAUGUGGCCUUCGCAAUAUGAUCUUAAGAUCCGUAAUCGAGUACGAGUUCCUUCUGUCCAUGCACACAUGUCAUUUUCCUGCUUUUUGCUUUGUGUGUACUGUAGCCAUAGAACCACCUCCAAGCCUCAAGGGGCUUGCUCUGGUCAUUUUUACCAGUGUUAAGACUCGGAUUGUCAAGAAGACUAUCUUAAUAUACGGCUUAGUCAAAAGUAAAAUUUUAUUUCUUA